CGGGGACGGCUUCAAAUACGGCUGGGAGCCAUCUUGAAUCCUUGUUUGACAAGACUCUUUCGUAGUCGGCUAGAAAAAUCGAGUGCACUCUACAAAAACCGCAAACGGAACCGCUUUAUUUCUGUUAUCCAAGGAUUGGACAGACUUGAAAGGACAGAGGUCGAGGUUUAGCUAACGGGAUGGCUAACUGAGCAGUUGGCCGACGUUUGAAAGCUAACUACGCCUUUCCUGGUGUGCCGAAUUCCUGAUAAAGUUAACCCCAUGCUAAGCCCUUAUUUAAUUUUCAUGCUCGGACUUCUUGGUAAAUUCGAAAGGAGGAGUUCAUUUCUUGGCACACGAUGCCCCAUUAGUUUUUGAUGAGAAAUAAAAGUAAAUUGAUUUAUUGAAGAAAAAAAAAAGCCAAGGGCAAUCCUGAGUUUGAGGAGUCCCAGCAGAGUGGACUCACUUUGUUUAGAGACUGUUAAGAAAAAAUAUUGUUAUUGCACUUAAAAAAAGAAAAGAAAAGAAGUUGAGAUGAGCACCACCAGGACAGAGAACCCAGUGAUUUUGGGCUUGUCCAACCAGAACGGACAGCUGAGGGGCUCGGUGAAACCCACCGGCGCUCCAGGUGGAGGCGGAGGAGGUCUUCAACAGCCCCAGUUGAACCAGAUGUUAAAAGGCACAAUCAAUGGCAAUUCCCAGCCUGCCCCGCCAACAAAUGCUGUCAUCAAGCCUGGAGAUGACUGGAAGAAGAAUUUGAAAUUGCCCCCAAAGGACAUGAGGAUCAAAACUUCGGAUGUGACUGCAACGAAAGGCAAUGAGUUUGAAGAUUAUUGCCUAAAGAGGGAGCUACUUAUGGGAAUCUUUGAGAUGGGCUGGGAGAAGCCAUCUCCAAUUCAGGAGGAAAGCAUUCCCAUUGCACUGUCAGGAAGGGAUAUUUUAGCCAGAGCCAAGAACGGCACAGGAAAGAGUGGAGCCUACCUCAUUCCCCUCCUUGAACGCAUUGACCUGAAGAAAGAUUGUUUACAAGCUUUAGUCAUAGUGCCCACCAGAGAACUGGCACUGCAAGUGAGCCAAAUAUGUAUCCAGGUCAGUAAACAUAUGGGUGGAGUGAAGGUGAUGGCGACCACAGGUGGCACCAACCUCCGUGAUGACAUCAUGAGGCUCGACGAAACAGUACAUGUGGUUAUUGCUACUCCUGGGAGGAUUUUAGACCUGAUCAAAAAAGGAGUGGCCAAAGUCAACCAAGUACAGAUGGUUGUUUUGGAUGAAGCUGACAAGCUCCUGUCUCAGGACUUUGUGGUCAUGAUGGAGGAGAUGCUGGGCUUCCUGCCCAAACAGAGGCAGAUUUUACUCUACUCUGCCACCUUUCCUCUCAGUGUGCAGAAGUUUAUGAAUGCACACUUGCAGAAACCUUAUGAGAUCAACCUAAUGGAGGAGCUUACACUGAAGGGGGUCACUCAGUAUUAUGCUUAUGUAACAGAAAGGCAAAAAGUCCAUUGCCUCAACACCUUAUUCUCCAGGCUCCAGAUCAACCAGUCAAUAAUCUUCUGUAACUCCUCUCAGAGAGUGGAGCUUCUUGCCAAGAAGAUUUCCCAGCUUGGUUACUCUUGUUUCUACAUCCAUGCCAAGAUGAGACAGGAACAUCGCAACCGUGUUUUCCACGACUUUAGAAACGGGUUGUGCCGGAACCUGGUCUGCACCGACCUCUUCACUAGAGGCAUUGACAUUCAAGCUGUGAAUGUGGUGAUCAACUUUGAUUUCCCCAAGCUGGGAGAGACGUACCUCCAUCGCAUUGGUAGAUCUGGACGCUUCGGCCACCUCGGUUUGGCCAUCAACCUCAUCACGUACGACGACCGCUUCAACCUCAAAGCGAUCGAGGAGCAGCUCGGCACGGAGAUCAAGCCCAUCCCCGGCAUCAUCGACAAGAGCUUGUAUGUGGCGGAGUACCACAGCGAGAGUGGCGAAGAAGUCAAGCAGUGAGCCUAUCGGCCCAUUCUUCGCCCCCCCUCCCCCUCACAUCCCGCCUCACCCCCCCUCCCCCACUCGUCUUGGAUUUUCUUCCUCCGAUUCGUUGUCGUGUACAGUUUUUCUUUGGGACGCCGGCAGCAGGAGCGCGUUUUGAGACGGACGCUUUGGAAGAACUCAUCGGCCUUUAAAGGCUCGGCUGCACCGCAGCACGCUGAAGACGUGAGCAACGAGAGGAAAGCGCGGGACCAAACCGAGUCAUAUCCACGGCAAAACACAAAGCCAGCCCCGACGGACCCCGGAAGGACCCCCCCCAGCACCCCCCCCCCUUCCAUUCUGCACGCUUCGGUUUCCAACUUUGAACCAAUUUGUAACAAGUGCCUUAACAAGCAGUCCGAGACGUUCUGAAGUAAUAACCCGUCAUCAUCCUCCACUUCACGCCACGCUCACGUUCCCCUAAUUGAGAAUUUCAGUCUGCCUGAGCAGAGGGGUGAAUUCAUUACUGGUUUUGGUUGGUUGGCUCAUCCAAUGGGGGGGGGGGGGGGGGAGAUGGUCUCGUUUAACUUUUAGCGCUGGCUGAGUGGAGUUUGAGUCUGGCUGAUUAAACCUGGAUUCUCAGUGAGCAGAGACUGGAUUUUUUUUAUUUUUUUUUGUUUGUUUUGUUUUCUUCCUCCAAGAGAGAGAGAGCCAGACUGUUUGGUUGCUCGGGACGAAGCUCCUGUUUCUCAGAGACCCUGACCCUUUCCUCCGUCUUCAGCUCCAGAACACUAAAAAGUCAAGAAGCAGCCCGAAAACAGCGAGUCGUGAGGAUUCCUGCUUCAGCGCCGUCUCUCUGCAAAAGAGCGUCUUUCCUGUUUUUCUUUGUUGUCCUGUCCCCCCCCCCCCCCUACCCACCCACCCCACCUAUGGACGGCCACACCGUACGACACGAAGCCACCACGUGGGGGUUCAGCGUUCACCUUCUGUACAUACUUUUCUUUUUAAAGUAGUUUUAAAGCGGCUGGCAGAGCGGACCGCUGCCCGGCCCCCCCCGUUAGCACUGGAGAUCCGCCCCUCAGCUGCCACGUUCCGCCCCGCAGCAUCGGCCCGGGAGUUUAUUUAUAAUUUUAAACGAUGCAGAAACAUUUCCAUGUUUUCAUGAAAUGUUUUUUGGGUAAAUCGGUAAAAAAAAAAGAAAGAAGUUUUGUUUUAGUGCUCUAAAAAUUUUUGACGGUGCAAUUCUUAAAAGGUGCACUUAGUGUUUAAACGUGGCCCCUCGUCCUCUCCUGCUACCAGUGUUAACAAGCACAGUCUCGACAGAUGGCUUCCCCUACACUUUUGUAUUUGGAUUGAUUUUUGUUUUUUUGUUUUUUGUCGCCAGCCCUGGUUCAGGAAGCCGAUUCUAAGACUGAUUUAUCAUAACGAGCGCUGGUGUUUAAAGAGGAACGACCUGUCGCAUAGUAGUGCUUCUUGCUGCAGUGCAGCUUAAUUGGCUGUAGAUUUGUUUUCUGAAGGGAAGCUGUUAGCUGUUACGUUGAUUUAUGCCUCGUUUGAGCUUGGCUACGUAAAUUCCUGUUGGGCAGAAGCUGUAUAGUCCCACCACCACUUUGUUUUAUUUUAUAAUUAUUAUUAUUUUUUUGCUUAAUGUUAGCCAAAUGCAUCAAAAUGAAGCGUCUGACUUUAAAUGUAGCAGGAAUCGAAUCAAAAGGGCCGCGGCAGGUUGAGUUGCACUUAACGCACACGGGGCCGGUUUUCCGACCGCCCGCCCCGACUUGGACUGCUUCAUUUCCGCCUGUGAUGACGAGAAAUGUGUCGCGGUGCUGAACUGCUGAUUAUUCGGCCUGGGAAGAAGAAAAGAAAAAAAAAGAAGUUGGACUGCUUGACGUAAGACGUCCCGGGCCGCCGUUCUCUGCCCGUCGUUGCUUUAUGUUCUGGGGUUUUGGGUUCAGUUCGACGUUAAAAAAAACUUUUCGUUGCUUUAAGGCUCGCUGAACUUUGUGUUCAGCGAGCCUUUUUGCAGAACGAGGUUCCCCUUAUUUCCGACGAGAUGCUCUCCUCCGCUCCAAUCGGUGAGAAUCAACCAAAAGCCCGAUUUUUGGCACCCGCCACGGUUCUCACCGGUUUGAGCGCUGAUCCCUGUUCCCGCGGCUCUGUCGUCCCAGAAAUCGCCGCGCUGCGAUUGAGUUGUUGCUUUAUUUGGCCCAUUUUGGGGGGGUGGGAGGGAUCUCUUUUUAUUAAAAAAAUACUUACAAAAACUAAAAAUCCAAAGCAACCCAAGCAUUCCCGAGCGAACAGGGAUCGCGUUGUUCAGACAAUCGGCAGCGGUCUGCUUCCUGGCGGCCUCCCGGCGCUAGUCGCCUCAGCCUGAGUCCACCUGGUUGGCUGUGGGAGGCCGUCAGGUAAUCCCUAAAGGCUGAGACAAGAGCAUCUCACCCUGCAUUUGGUGACUAAUUGAAUAAACGUAAAACAAAUUGUCUCCGUCUUUAAGGUCUUUUCAAAAAAUAAAUGUUGGGAGGGUAAUCUGGCGCCUUAGCUGCCCUGAUGCAUUUGUUCCUCGUCUCAGGAAGCCGACACGACAACACGGCUUCUGUGUAAAACGCAGACGAGAGAACGCGAGUCCUUCUGAGGAUUUCCUUCACAGCAAAUGCAUCAGUUAAAAACUGUGGGAGGGACAAGUGGGCACUAGAGAGAAAUCCAAAGUUUGGGUAACGGGUAUACCAGUAUUUGAAGUGAGUUGCCCCUUUAAUUUGUUUUCUAACGGAGCGAUCAAAUGAAGUACACCUUAACUUCGUCUCCAAAUCAAAGUAAAUUUAAAGCCUGGAUUCAUUUUUUUUUCCCUUUUUUUUUUAAAAAUAAAAAAUUGUAAUUGGCAGUUUUCAGUGAAGCAAAUUUUACAUGUUCAGGAGUCAUAGAUAUUAUUGGAUUUGGAAUUUUGUUUGGAAAAAUAAAGCUCACUGAAAUUUA
Fundulus heteroclitus (mummichog) is the source of this 4890-nucleotide messenger RNA. RefSeq names its product DEAD (Asp-Glu-Ala-Asp) box helicase 6 (gene ddx6). Lineage: Eukaryota; Metazoa; Chordata; Actinopteri; Cyprinodontiformes; Fundulidae. Gene Ontology annotation, biological process: cytoplasmic stress granule assembly; P-body assembly. The record is from RefSeq and is a predicted model, not a curated record. The transcript is spliced from 14 exons. Gene Ontology annotation, molecular function: RNA helicase activity; mRNA binding; ATP binding. Gene Ontology annotation, cellular component: P-body; cytoplasmic stress granule. Bases 514 to 1962 code for a protein of 482 amino acids.